Habropoda laboriosa is the source of this 3714-nucleotide messenger RNA. RefSeq names its product AP-2 complex subunit alpha (gene AP-2alpha). The record is from RefSeq and is a predicted model, not a curated record. Gene Ontology annotation, cellular component: AP-2 adaptor complex; membrane coat. The coding region runs from base 103 to 2898 and encodes 931 amino acids. Gene Ontology annotation, molecular function: clathrin-cargo adaptor activity. The transcript is spliced from 14 exons. Gene Ontology annotation, biological process: intracellular protein transport; clathrin-dependent endocytosis. Lineage: Eukaryota; Metazoa; Arthropoda; Insecta; Hymenoptera; Apidae.
CCGACUCGCGAAUAGUUUCACGCCUACCGAGUACUGCGUGAUCGAGCCGUGCGUGAACGUUACCCUAACCCAGAUCGGUGGUUUUACAUAGAACGAGACAAGAUGCCGGCUGUGAGAGGAGAUGGCAUGCGUGGGCUUGCUGUAUUCAUUUCUGAUAUUAGAAAUUGUAAAAGCAAAGAAGCAGAAAUUAAGAGAAUAAACAAAGAAUUGGCAAAUAUUCGCAGUAAAUUUAAAGGAGACAAAACACUUGAUGGUUACCAAAAGAAGAAAUAUGUUUGCAAGCUCCUUUUUAUUUUUCUGCUUGGUCAUGACAUUGACUUUGGACAUAUGGAGGCUGUUAAUUUACUUUCAUCCAACAAGUAUUCAGAAAAACAAAUUGGUUACCUUUUCAUAUCAGUCUUAGUAAAUACAAAUAGUGAUCUCAUUAAACUGAUAAUUCAAAGUAUAAAAAAUGAUCUUGCAUCGCGUAAUCCAAUUCAUGUAAAUCUUGCACUACAAUGUAUUGCUAACAUUGGUAGUAAAGAAAUGGCAGAGGCUUUUGGUAAUGAAAUACCAAAACUACUUGUCUCUGGAGAUACUAUGGAUGUAGUAAAACAAAGUGCAGCGCUGUGUUUGUUACGGUUAUUACGUACUGCACCGGAUGUUGUACCUGGUGGAGAAUGGACUUCACGUAUAGUUCACCUUCUAAAUGAUCAGCAUCUUGGUGUAGUUACAGCAGCUGCAUCUCUCAUAGAUGCUCUUGUAAAGAGAAAUCCGGACGAAUACAAAGGAUGUGUCAGCUUGGCAGUUUCGAGAUUAAGCAGGAUUGUAACAUCGAGUUACACAGACCUACAGGAUUAUACAUAUUACUUUGUGCCAGCACCAUGGCUCUCUGUUAAGCUGCUACGGUUACUACAGAAUUAUACCCCACCUGCUGAAGAUCCAGGAGUGAGGGGUAGAUUAAACGAAUGCCUAGAGACUGUAUUAAACAAAGCUCAAGAACCGCCAAAAUCCAAAAAGGUGCAACACUCCAAUGCAAAGAACGCUGUGCUAUUCGAAGCCAUUAGUUUAAUUAUUCACAACGACAGUGAAGUAUCUUUAUCAGUCAGAGCGUGCAAUCAACUUGGUCAGUUUCUAUCGAAUCGCGAGACCAAUCUUCGUUAUUUAGCGCUCGAAUCCAUGUGUCACCUGGCUACGUCGGAACUUUCACACGAAGCUGUGAAAAAACAUCAAGAAGUCGUGAUUCUUUCUAUGAAAAUGGAAAAGGAUGUGUCUGUCAGACAACAGGCUGUGGAUCUUUUAUAUGCCAUGUGCGAUAAAAGUAACGCGGAAGAAAUAGUACAAGAAAUGUUAAACUACCUCGAAACUGCUGACUACUCUAUCAGAGAAGAGAUGGUUCUUAAGGUUGCCAUUCUAGCGGAGAAAUAUGCCACCGAUUACACUUGGUACGUUGACGUCAUUCUGAAUCUUAUCAGGAUAGCUGGCGACUACGUUUCGGAAGAAGUGUGGUACCGCGUUAUCCAAAUUGUUAUUAACAGAGAUGAUGUACUUCUAUGGGCGGCCUUACAAGCACCUGCUUGCCACGAAAAUAUGGUUAAAGUCGGUGGUUACAUUCUUGGAGAAUUUGGAAACCUCAUUGCUGGCGAUCAGCGUUCUUCUCCAGCUGUUCAGUUUCAAUUAUUACAUUCCAAAUAUCACUUAUGUUCCCCAAUGACACGAGCACUGUUACUCUCGACGUACAUCAAAUUUGUUAAUCUAUUCCCUGAAAUGAGAAACCAAAUUCAAGAUGUCUUCAGACAGCAUAGUAAUUUACGCAGCGCGGAUGCAGAGUUACAACAGAGAGCUUCAGAGUAUCUCCAACUAAGCAUUAUUGCGUCUAGUGAUGUUUUGGCUACAGUCUUGGAAGAAAUGCCAGCAUUCCCAGAAAGAGAAUCUUCCAUUCUGGCAGUUCUAAAGAAGAAGAAACCAGGUCGACUGCCUGAGAAUGAAAUCAGAGAAAGUAAAAGUCCUGCACCAAAUACCAACCAUCAUGCGGAUACACCUGCCCCUGUAACAGGAACUGUCAAUAACACAUCUGCAGAUUUAUUAGGUCUUUCUACACCACCAUCUUCUCAGCCAACUAGCAAUACAGGAGUUCUACUCGACGUAUUAGGAGAUAUUUAUAAUAUGCCAAACAAAGUAGCUACUAAUGGUGCCCAAAAUACGUAUAAUCCCAAGAAGUUCGUUUGCAAGAAUAACGGUGUACUGUUCGAGAAUGAUUUGAUACAGAUUGGUGUAAAAUCGGAAUUCAGACAAAAUUUGGGACGUGUUGGUCUUUUUUACGGAAACAAAACUCAAUAUGGUCUCUAUAGCUUUCAACCUCAACUCUCCUGGUCGGAGGAAAAUCAACAAAAGUUAGCCGUACAAGUGAAACCAGUCGAUCCAGUGCUAGAAGCAGGUGCUCAAAUCCAACAGAUGAUUAACGCUGAAUGCAUCGACGACUAUAACGAUGCACCAAGCAUGAUUAUUUCGUUUAUCUAUAAUAACGCGCCACAAAAGAUCACGAUGAAGUUACCGUUAACGAUCAACAAAUUCUUCGAGCCCACGGAGAUGAACGGAGAAUCGUUCUUUGCACGAUGGAAAAAUCUUGGAGGAGCGAAUCAACAACGUUCACAGAAGAUUUUUAAAGCACAACAACCGAUGGAUUUUGCGCAAGUUCGUACGAAAUUGCAAGGAUUUGGAAUGCAGUUGCUCGAUGGUAUCGAUCCGAAUCCUGAUAAUUUUGUCUGCGCGGGUAUAGUUCAUAUGAGGGCACAACAAGUAGGAUGUUUGUUACGUUUGGAACCUAAUAAACAAGCCCAGAUGUUCCGUUUGACGGUACGCUCGAGUAAGGAAUCGAUGUCAGUAGAGAUCUGUGACCUGCUGGUGGACCAAUUUUAAAGCGGCCUAGCAGGCGUAAAAAAGAAAAAAAACUAAUUUAAGAUAUAUUAAAGAAAAGAAAAGAAAAAAAUAACAAAAAAAGAAAACGCCGUGGGAAGACAUAUCGUGAUCACGGAAGGAUGUCGUCUCUCGACGUGCAAGAAAAGAUACUGAUGAAUUAUUUGUUAAGAGAAAAGAAUAUUCGUUGUACCCAAGCUUACACUCACAGCGCGGUCAUGUGAACUGAACCCUUGUGUAGGCGGAAGCGUUGUUACCAAACCGUGUGCAAUCCUGACGAAGAAAACCGACUAGGAUUAUCGGGAAUCAUGAUCAAGAUGAAUUGUGUACAUGAGAGAAAAGCAAAAGACAGAAAAAAAGAAAGCAGCAAAAAAUACCAAACGACGUAUAUAUACAUACAUAUAAUGACUAUGAUAGGCGAUAUUUAGUCCACGAGUGAAGGUAACAAGCAUAUAGACAUUGUCUUUCUUUCUUUUUUUUUUGUUCUUUUAAUUUAAUACGUGUCUUUAGUGGAAAGAAAAAAUUAUAAUUCGUAAUUUAUCCUAAUUACGUGUAGAUGUUUGCCACGAGUAUCCCGCAAAGAGAAAGAAAGAGAGAGGGAGAGAGAUAAAUGCUUGAGAGAUUUUUACAAUUUUUUACAGACGAUUUUCAUAGUUAGUUACUUUUUGUCCACUGUGAGUGUGUUUUUAUGAUGAGUUUACCGCAACCGUGUAGCUGCCGUGUCUAGCAACUAUUCCACGUGUUGUAUUUACAUUGGCACGUACAAAUUUGCGUGACUCGUGGCGCGUCCUCGUCUAUACCUCCCCUUCCCCAUAACUG